This is a messenger RNA of Neoarius graeffei (lesser salmon catfish), 4799 nucleotides long. RefSeq names its product poly(A) specific ribonuclease subunit PAN3 (gene pan3). Gene Ontology annotation, biological process: nuclear-transcribed mRNA poly(A) tail shortening; protein phosphorylation; mRNA processing. Gene Ontology annotation, molecular function: ATP binding; poly(A) binding; protein kinase activity. NCBI's taxonomy places the organism in Eukaryota, Metazoa, Chordata, Actinopteri, Siluriformes, Ariidae. Bases 293 to 2752 code for a protein of 819 amino acids. The record is from RefSeq and is a predicted model, not a curated record. The transcript has 18 exons. Gene Ontology annotation, cellular component: P-body; PAN complex.
UUUGGUGCUUUAGCUGAACGGAACCCGAAAAACAACAACAGCGUGAUCCGAGCUGAACAACAGCGCCGAGCUGCCUUAUUUCUUUUUCUUUUCUUUCUUUUUUUUUUUUUAUUUAAAUGUGCACAGCGAUCACUUCCGAAGCGCGAUGGCUGUCUGAGGGUUCGGGUUCGGAUGAUACGGUUGAGUUUUGUUGCUGUUUUUCCACGCAGUUUGGUUGGGAUUAAAGUGUCCGAGCUCUCCCUAUGUUCCAGCGUCUUCCAGCGGCGGUGGCGGCAGCGGCAUCAGCGGUGCCAUGAAUAGUGGACUCCCGGUCUCGGCUGCUCCGCUCGGCGGUGUCGGAAUACCGGGCGUCAAGGUGAAAUUCUGCCGCUAUUACGCGAAAGACAAGACUUGCUUUUAUGGCGAGGAUUGCCAGUUCUUGCACGAGGAUCCGUCCGCGGCUGGUGCUGUGCACGGUGGAGGAGGAGCAGUAGCACCGCCAGCAGCAGUAGCAGCAGGAGGAGGCGGAGGAGGAGGCAGCGGCAGCCCGGUGACUUUAGCCCUCGCCGGCGGGGCAGUGAGCACAGCGGCGGGGGCUGUAGCAGGGUAUCCGCUUGCUGCGAACGCUGUAGCGACGUGUCCGAGCGGAGCUCCGGCCGUUGUCGCCAAAAAGAGUGAUGCUCUCGGGCCUGCAGGAGCGCCUCUGGACGGCCAGUUGUUGAGCAUCGCUGGGAUGGACGGUGGGGCGCUCAGUGAUGCGAAUCUGACCAACUCCUAUUUCAGCAGCAGCUUUAUUGGAGUCAAUGGGUUUGGAAGCCCAGCAGAAUCCAAAUACUCAAUGAUGCAGAGGAUGACCAGCAGCAGCAGCUCCCCGAGUCUCCUUAAUGAUGGUGCCAAGAAUUUCAGCCACAGCACUCAUGAUCCUGUAAGUUCCCCCACUUCCUCCCUGUUUAGCGACUUUGGUGCUUUGAGUAUAACGCAGAGGAGAAAGGCUCCUAACCCCGCUGCCACAGAGUUCAUCCCUAAAGGAGCACCACGCAUGUCCACGAUGUCUCAGGUGGCCGUACCGACAUUUCCCUCACCGCUGUUCCCUCAUCCUGGUCUGAGCAGCUCAGCCGCAGCAGGACUCGCUCCAGGUAUGUCUUUGUCUGCUGGGUCGUCUCCUCUCCACUCGCCCAAAAUCACUCCCCACACCUCACCUGCCCCCCGGCGCCGUAGCCAUACCCCUAACCCAGCCAAUUACAUGGUGCCCACCACGGCGUCGGAGCAAGGAGGCGCUGCCCACAUCAUCCAAAAGGAGACUGUAGGCGGAACCACGUACUUUUACACUGACAACACGCCUGCUCCCAUGGCUGGAAUGGUAUUUCCAACGUACCAUAUCUACCCACAAACAGCACCUCAUGUGGCGUACAUGCAGCCCAAAGCCAACGCUCCAUCCUUCUUUAUGGCUGACGAGCUCAGACAGGAGUUAAUUAACAGGCAUUUGAUAACGAUGGCCCAGAUUGAUCAGUCUGAGAACCCAGGAGUCCCGACUGAGGUGGACAGCUACCAUAGCCUUUUCCCCCUGGAGCCUCUUCUGCCCCCCAACCGCCUCCAGAAAACCAGCAACUUCAGUUACAUCACUUCCUGUUACAAAGCAGUCAACAGCAAAGAUGACCUGCCUUACUGCCUCAGGAGGAUACAUGGCUUCAGGCUGGUGAACACCAAGUGCAUGAUGCUGGUUGACAUGUGGAAGAAGAUCCAGCACUCCAAUGCUGUCACUCUCCGAGAAGUCUUUACCACCAAGGCUUUUGGAGAUCACUCAUUGGUGUUCUCUUACGACUUCCAUGCUGGGGCUGAGACCAUGUAUAGCAGGCACUUCAACGACCCAACUGCUGACUCUUUUUUCACCAAGAGGAAGUGGGGUCCGCAUGAGCCUCCGCCUCCUCGGCAACAUGCCGGUCUGCUGCCCGAGUCUCUGAUCUGGGCAUACAUCGUGCAGCUGAGCUCGGCCCUGCGUACCAUCCACACUGCUGGCCUGGCAUGCAGAGUCAUGGACCCCAGCAAGAUCCUCAUCACUGGAAAGACUCGGUUACGGGUUAACUGUGUAGGAGUGUUUGAUGUCUUAACAUUUGACAAUAGUCAGACCAACCAUUUGGCCCUCAUGCCCCAGUACCAGCAAGCAGAUCUGAUCUCUCUGGGGAAGGUGGUGUUGGCACUGGCCUGCAACUCUCUGGCUGGCAUUCAGAGAGAGAACCUCCAGAAAGCCAUGGAGCUCGUGUCCAUCAACUACUCAUCCGACCUCAAGAACCUCAUCCUGUACCUGCUUACGGAGCAGAGUCGCCUGCGCAGCGUCAAUGACGUCAUGCCCAUGAUCGGAGCCAGGUUUUACACUCAGCUGGACGCUUCACAGAUGAGGAAUGAUGUCAUUGAGGAGGAUCUGGCCAAGGAAGUGCAGAACGGCCGCUUGUUCCGCCUUCUGGCCAAACUGGGAACCAUCAAUGAGAGACCAGAAUUCCAGAAGGAUCCGACGUGGUCGGAGACAGGGGAUCGCUACCUGCUGAAACUCUUCAGAGAUCACCUGUUCCACCAGGUGACUGAAGCAGGCACGCCCUGGGUCGACCUGAGCCACAUUGUGUCUUGUCUUAAUAAACUGGAUGCCGGAGUGCCCGAGAAGAUCAGCCUGGUGUCUCGGGAUGAGAAGAGCGUGCUGGUGGUGACCUAUUCGGACCUAAAGCGCUGCUUUGACAACACCUUCCAGGAACUGCUGGCUGCUGCCAACGGCUCGCUGUAGCGCCCCUCGCAGGCAUGGGGUGGGACUGCCUGAAUCGGAGCACAUUGCACUACAGUGAACGAAGAUGGGCGCAGCUCAAAUGAUCUUAACGGCCAGAACAGAGCCAGCUGGUUGCUCACCUCCAGUCAGAUACACUGUCCUAAAAGGAAGUUGUACUUUUUUUUUUCCCCCUUCCCUAAAGUGUAUUUUUCUUUUUUUUUUUUUUUUCUCCUUAGUUUUCCUAAACUCACAGCUGCUGAAUUCUGAACACAUUGAUGGCUGUGAUUUGAAAUUUUUUAGACUUGGGGAACAGCAACGUUAUUGUCGAUAAACAGUGGACAAUUUCCUGCUUUUAUUUUUCUUGGGUUUUUAUUUUUUUCCAUUGGAGGAUGCACUAAGAAUUUUUAAGUUUUUCCUUUUAAAAAAGUAAUGUGGGUUUUGUCCACAGGGUGACACAAGAAAAGGAUCUCUUUAGGCACUGCGAGUCGGGGCAGACCACUUGCCACAUGUGCAGAACCCAGACCACUUUUUUCCUCCACUGUUAUUUAGAUAGGACAAACCAUUGUGCUCCUAAGAGUGGGGAGGGGUGGCCAAAUCGCCAAGAAGACUGACCACUGUUUGAACGUAAGGCACGUGGUGUGAUAUGAUGAUCCCUUUGUCCCCCCCCCCCCCCCCCCCCCCUUUUCACCAGCCGACAUGACUUUAAAAGUCACGUCAUUGCAAAGAGAAGGUUGCUGCAUUACUGCCUGGGUUCUCGCUCUGUCUGUAUAACUUUGGUGGCACUGACAAAGGGGUGCUUUCUCCUGUUCUGUUGCUGUGUAAGACUUUAUUAGACUUAUGCAACCUCCAUUUAUUUUCAUUUUCAUGGAUACUUUUUGCAAUGUGAUUAUGAAUCAAUUGUGUGAAUGAAUUUUUUUCUUUUUUUAUUUUGUUUCAUUUGUUGUGUCUUUCAAUCAGGCUUUUUUUAGGUCUGGAAAGGAACCAAAGAACUGGACCACAUUUUUAGGAAGGGAACCAGUUCUGCCUCUGUGGAAUGUCCUCCCUCUGUCCCCUUUUUGUCAAGCAACCAUUUAGAUUACGCUCACAUUUUCACACCUAGUUCCUUAUAAGCCAUCAUGGUCUCCAGGCUGGUUGUCGUAUGUGAUGGUGGGUGGGGGUUUUUUUUGGGGGGGGGGUUCAUUCCCACACCCAGCUCUUGUGCAGAGAUGCAUGAUGGGACGUUUGAACUCUCACUCUGACCAGUCCCUCUAAAACUUCUGGGAAGGAUGAUGGAAAGGGUAAGGCCAGUUUGAGGGUUGUUUUGUAUUUAUUAUUAUUAUUAUUAUUAUUUUUUUUUUUUAUGCAAUUCUGACCUGAAGAUCCCUUGAUGGUGACAUACUGGAAAAAUUGAGCAUCCGUCAACAAAACGGCAGGUAACAGACAGGGGUGCUGGGGGUGGGAUUGGAGUGAAGGUUAUUUGGGAGUGGGGUUUGUUUUAAGAGGUGGUUGUUUUUGCACUUGAUCGGUUUUGGCAUUCUCUCAGGACGACUCGACCCGAAUUAAUUAAGCCAAUGAUUGAAUGUGUUUUGACCUGUCAUUGGUGACCAUUUCCAAUCAUGAGUCGAGCUACAAUGGAAAAGGUGCGAUGUGAGCAGGUCUGGCUGAGCCACACUGAACAUGGACGGCUUGGGGUAGAGCAUGUUGUGAUGAACUGAUGUGAGGAUGCUGUGUUUCGAAUUGUACUUUUGUUAUUCAUGAUGGCCAAAACAGCAGUGAAUUUGGUGCCAAGCCUCUUUUUGUUUUUUGUUUUGUUUUGUGUUUGUUUUCUUCUUGCCAUCUUUCUUUUCCUCUCCCCAAAAAUUUACACUUGAGUCCUUCCAGUGUAUCCAGCCAACACACAGCUAAUUCUCAUAUCAUAUGAAUAUCAUGACCCAGUACCCCAAGAAUCACACUCCAGUAAAAAUGUGCUAACCCUUACACACACACACACACACCUUAGUACUUUUAAUGCCCUACUUGUUUCAUUGUCUCACGUUUUGCAAUAUUUGUGUGUACAACAGUAUUUUAAUAAAGAAUACAAAACUACAAA